This is a messenger RNA of Carassius carassius (crucian carp), 1347 nucleotides long. It is a transcript of the gene cebpg, whose product is annotated as CCAAT enhancer binding protein gamma. Gene Ontology annotation, biological process: regulation of transcription by RNA polymerase II; DNA-templated transcription. The record is from RefSeq and is a predicted model, not a curated record. The coding region runs from base 280 to 777 and encodes 165 amino acids. NCBI's taxonomy places the organism in Eukaryota, Metazoa, Chordata, Actinopteri, Cypriniformes, Cyprinidae. The transcript has 3 exons. Gene Ontology annotation, molecular function: DNA-binding transcription factor activity, RNA polymerase II-specific; RNA polymerase II cis-regulatory region sequence-specific DNA binding.
AGAUUUUCCUACAUGGUCACAAGAUUUCGCAAUACUCCCAGGCGCCGCUUUACCAAACAAUAAUACCUCAACCUGUGCUUAUUUUUCCGUGAACAAAGAGGACAUUAUUCUUUAUUAACGCAAGUGGAUAACUUAUAAGCCUCGAGCGUUUUCAAGGUAAGUUGUCUGGUUUUGGGGCAUUCAGCUUCUCACAAUACCAGCUUACACCAACUCCAGCUCUGCGAAGUCCAACAACUCAGGUCGGUGAGGGAGAGAGAAAGAAAGUGGAAGUGGAUCCAAAUGAGCAAGCAGUUGCAACAGAAGAUAUCCAGCACAGAUCAGAACGGUGUUAGUGUUAUACAGAAUCAGCCACAUAAUAGUGCACUGAACCCGGCUGGAACUGCAGGACUACAGCAGGUUCCUCAAUUAGUUCCAGUGAGUCCCGGAGGUGGGGGUAAGGCAACACCACCCAGCAAGAUGAAGAAGUCCUCUAUGGAUAAAAACAGUGAUGAGUACCGCCAACGGAGAGAACGCAACAACCUGGCCGUAAAGAAGAGCCGCAUGCGCAGCAAGCAGAAGGCACAGGACACCCAACAGCGUGUCAAUGAGCUGAAGGAAGAGAAUGAGAGACUGGAGGCCAAAAUCAAAUUGCUUAGCAAAGAAUUGAGUGUGCUCAAAGACCUGUUUCUAGAGCAUGCUCACAACCUCGCAGACAACGUGCAGCCCCCUCCUUCUGGUGGAGGCCCCGGAGACCUCUGCAACAACAACAACAACAGUGGCAGUAACAGCAGCCAGUGAGGGCCUGAUGUUGGUUUGCAGUGUGCUCUGCUGUGGGCUGUGUGGAGGCUCUCUAGGCAAAUCAUUUUACUUAAUCGUAUUAUGCUUUUCCCCUCCCGUUCCUGGAAUGUGUACUGUUCACGAUGUUUAACUUGUGCGUCUUCAGUCUGUACACUCAAAUUCGGUUUCCUUUUUCACUCGUAUUAUAUCUCAUGCAGAAUGUUACGAUCGCCAUAGCAACCGCAGAAAGUUCAACCCACGCUCUUGAUUUGAUGUGCAGGAGAUAAUUGUAAUAUCUGCCCUCCAUUCGUAAAGCAGCACGUCUCAGUGUCUUGAAACUUUGCAGUGUUUUGGAGGACUGUGAAAGCUCCUCAAGAGAGAAUUUUGAAAUCUGGCCAAAGCAGGUCACGGAGAUUUAACAGUUAAUAUAAGAAGAGUAAAUGUGUUCCGUCACUCCACUCUAAUGUCGGUAGAAAGGAUUGAGAAAUGUAAAUAAUAGACAGUACUGUAGUUGGUUAACAUCAUUAUGAGUUGGAAUUGAGUAAGGAAGAUCUUCAACUGCAAAGAGUACCUAUUUUGUCAGCAUGGGUU